This is a messenger RNA of Austrofundulus limnaeus, 4558 nucleotides long. RefSeq names its product plakophilin-4. NCBI's taxonomy places the organism in Eukaryota, Metazoa, Chordata, Actinopteri, Cyprinodontiformes, Rivulidae. Bases 143 to 3799 code for a protein of 1218 amino acids. The transcript has 22 exons. Gene Ontology annotation, molecular function: protein binding. Gene Ontology annotation, biological process: cell-cell adhesion. The record is from RefSeq and is a predicted model, not a curated record. Gene Ontology annotation, cellular component: adherens junction; plasma membrane; cytoplasm.
GGCUUCUUCUCUCGACCAUGGACACGAGUUUCGUUCUUCGCGUGUGGAAGUAAGCGACUGGACUUUACAGAUGAAGUUACACGUUCCCACGUAGACCUGAGCUGCAGCUCAACCAGCGCAACAACAGUCCUCUUAAGGAGGAAUGCCAGCUCCUGAGCAGAGCCCAGUGACGGAGGAGGGGCUUCUGCUGACCAUUUGCGACGCUUCAACUGGCCGCAAAAUGGAGAGCGACAACACCGCCAAUAACAUCCUGGCCUCCGUCAAAGAACAGGAGCUUCAGUUUGAGCGGCUAACCAGGGAGCUGGAAGUGGAGAGGCAGAUUGUGGCCAAUCAGCUGGAAAGAUGCAGACUUGGGGCCGAGUCACCAGGCGCUGGUAGCAGCAGCUCAUCUGAGAAAUCUCUACCAUGGAGAACAGCAGGGGACACCAAGUCUCGAGUGACUGACAGCUCCCAGUCGCCCAGCUAUCGCAUCAGGACUGGGUCAGAGCAGGUGUCUCUGUACUCCCCGGAGCAGUCUUCCCUUCAUGAAAGUGAGGGGUCUGCAGGGAACUCGUGUGGCUCAGCUCAGAUGAACUCUUACUCCGACAGUGGCUAUCAGGAUGCCAGCAGCGGCUACCUCAGUGGUCAGAACCAUGCCAAGGCAGAACUGAAGGUGCAGCACUCCUUCCCCGGAGCCGGCACCGGCACUUUGGGGCGGAAUGCCAGGGCAGAGGGGCAGGCUUCAGCCCAGCUUCCAGCAGUCACCACAGCCCAGCCUGGUCGUGCUAUGCGAAGGGUUUGUUCAGUGCCUUCUCGCUCUCACUCGCCAGCCUAUGCCACCAGUGUUUCCCCCUCCCGCGGCUCGCUGCGCACCUCUGUCGGCAGCGCCUAUGGCUCCCCCAUCGUUACUGAACCCAAACCUUAUUCCAGCAUCUUCUCCACAACCCUGCCCUCCGUGCAGCGUGCCGGCAGCAUCGGCGGUGGUAGCUCGCCCUACGCUACCCAGAAGAACUCCCCCCUAGGAAUGCGCCGGGUGAACUCCACAAACUCGCGAUCCGGUGGCCGCGCCGCCUCGUCCUACCCGACCUCCGCCGGGUCAUCGUCAGGCGGCAUGGGCUCGCCUCUGACAAUGGUGGACAAUAUCAACCCUCCACUGACAAAGCAGCCCGGUCACUCUUCAUCUCCUGUCAGAGCUAGCAUGACUGCUGUGCCCCAGCAUUACAGCUCCACCCUGCCUCGCUCCAUGCUCCACAGCACCGACCCCUACGGACCUCAGAGUUACGACAUUUAUGAGAGGAUGACGCGACCCGACAGCCUGGCAGAUGCCCUCAUUGACGGAGACAUCAAAGGAAUACGGAGCUCAUAUGCCAGUCAGCACAGCCAGCUCGGACAGGAAAUUAGGUCCACCAUCUCCCCAGACCGCCACAUUGCACCCAUUUAUGAAGAUCGGACAUUUCAAGGUCCGUUGUACCGCAGCCCCAGCCACACCCAGCAGGGGACCCUCUACAGGAGUCCUUCAGGUGUGGGAAGCCUGAAGAGGACAUCCAGCCAGCGUAGUGCAAUGACUUACCAAAGAAACAACUAUGCUCUGAACACAGCAGCCACCUACGCUGAUCCGUAUCGUACGGCGCAGUACAGGCCCCCCGACGCGACCUACGCUCGUCAGCCUCUCYUCGUGGAUGACGACGCCACCCGAUCACCUUCCAUAGACAGCAUUCAGAAAGAUCCCAGAGAGUUUGCAUGGCGUGACCCGGAGCUGGCAGAGGUAAUCCAGAUGCUCCAGCAUCACUUCCCCUCGGUCCAGGCCAACGCAGCUGCCUACCUGCAGCACCUGUGUUUUGGAGAUAAUCGAGUUAAGAGUGAGGUGGGUCGACUGGGAGGAAUUAAACACCUGGUGGACCUGCUCGACCACAAAGUCGUCGAAGUCCAAAGGAACUCGUGUGGAGCYUUGAGAAACCUUGUUUACGGCAAAGCGAUGGACGACAACAAGAUCGCCGUUAAAAACGCGGGAGGUAUUCCAGCGCUGCUCCGCCUGCUGAGGAAAACGGUAGACGCAGAAGUCCGGGAGCUCGUCACAGGGGUGCUGUGGAACCUCUCGUCGUGCGACGCCGUCAAGAUGACAAUCAUCCGGGACGCCUUAUCGACUCUGACCAACACUGUGAUCAUCCCUCACUCUGGCUGGAGCAGCUCCACUUUCGACGACGACCACAAGCUGAAGUUCCACUCCUCCCUGGUGCUGAGGAACACCAGCGGCUGUCUGAGGAACUUGAGUUCAGCUGGCGAGGAGGCCAGAAAACAAAUGCGUACUUGUGAGGGCCUGGUUGACUCACUGCUAUACGUCAUCAAAGCCUGCGUAAACACCUCUGACUUCGACAGCAAGAUUGUGGAGAAUUGCAUUUGCACUCUAAGGAACCUUUCCUAUCGUCUGGAGCUGGAGAUGAUGCCGUCCCGACUGAUGGGUGGACACGAGCUGGACGGCUUCCUGGGCAGGGAGUCGCCCAGUAAAGAGGUGGACUCCAGCUGCUGGGGUAGGAAAAAGAAGAAGAAGAAGAACGGCUUGCAGGAAGACUUGUGGGAUGGUGUGGGACCAAUUCCAGGCUUCUCCAAGUCUCCCAAGGGGGCAGAGAUGUUGUGGCACCCUUCAGUGGUUAAACCUUACUUGACUCUGUUGGCUGAGAGCUCCAAUCCUGCUACUCUGGAGGGUUCAGCUGGAUCCCUUCAGAACCUGUCAGCUGGCAACUGGAAGGUACAUCGAUAUACAUCUAAAGCAAUUUUCCUGUGUGACAUGAAGAGCGUUCUGACGUUUGAGUGRCUCCUACAUGUACAGUUUGCAGCGUACAUCCGUGCAGCUGUUCGUAAAGAGAAGGGCCUGCCCAUCCUGGUGGAACUGCUGCGGAUGGACAACGACAGGGUGGUGUGUUCAGUCGCCACUGCUCUGAGAAACAUGGCGUUGGACAUCAGGAACAAGGAGCUCAUAGGGAAGUACGCAAUGAGGGACCUGGUGAACCGCCUCCCUGGAGGAAACACCUCCCUGCUGUCGGACGAGACCGUGGCAGCCGUCUGUUGCACCCUGCACGAGGUCACCAGCAAAAACAUGGAAAACGCGAAGGCUCUGGCCGACACGGGCGGCAUCGAGAAGCUGGUCAACAUCACCAAGGGCAGAGGAGACAGAUACUCGACGAAGGUGGUGAAAGCCGCAGCUCAGGUGCUGAACACACUAUGGCAGUACAGGGAUCUGCGAACCAUUUACAAAAAGGACGGGUGGAACCAAAACCAUUUCAUCACACCCGUGUCAACACUUGAGAGGGACAGGUUCAAGUCCCAGCCCACUCUCCCUACCAGCACCAUUCAGAUGUCUCCAGUCAGCCACCCCGCCGCCAGUGCCACAUCAUCUCCUGCAAUGCUGGGCAUCAAAGAGCAUAGAGACUCCAUCAGAGACUAUCAGAGACCUCAGUCAACUAUGCAAUUUUAUAAUUACCAAGGAGACGGCAGUAUUCACAGAAAACAGUAUACAGGGUCUGGCAAACCGUCUCCGUAUUACUACUCAUCACCCACAAGGGAGGAGCCCAGAAGAACACAGCCUGUGUAUUACACAGAUGAGCCCAGCAGGAGGAACUACGAUACCUACAGAAUGUACCUGCAGCACCCUCAUGGCUACAACGACACAUUUUUAGAAGAAGUCAUCACCUACCCUCCUACAGUGGACUACCAGCCUCACGGACUGAAAUCCACAGCUAACUACGUGGAUUAUUACACGAGCACACGGAGGCCUUCGUACCGAUCUGAGCAGUACCCGGGUUCUCCUGACUCCUGGGUAUAAUUGUGAAGACAUUUAUGUUGCCAUUCAAGAACUUCCAUCCACCCCUCGGUCUCAUUUUUGGGGGUAUAAGGGGUGAUGAAAAACAAAAAAGAAAGAAGAAGCACAUGAGAAAUAUUUUUCAUGAACCAGUCUUUGGAAGUGUGUUUGUUUUCAAGUGGAUGUGCGUGUUUGGAGGAGGAGUUCACCUGAGCGGUUGCAGAUGGAGAGACGGGAUGUGUGCCAAAGAGGGAAAUCAAGGAAUGUUUUUUUUUAAAGAAUAUUUUCUUUUAGCAGAAGACGAUGGAAUCAUGCUGGGCGGGGGAGACCAUAUUGGACACUACCGUGAGAGAAGUCAUGUCGUGUGUAGAUACUAGUUUUAUUUUCUUUAAGGAACUCGUAACUGUGAUAGCAUGGUUAAAGGUGUGAGUUGUGUAAGCGAGGGUCCGAGGUAAGAGUCAAAAUGUGGGGGGAUGUGUAUGUGCUGAAGCCAAGAUGAAUUAUGAACUCACCUGUAAAAAGACAAAAGAAUAAUUAACGAUAGACUGUACAGAGGGAUGAGAUUAUAUCUGUACUUUAGUGUUGAAACUGUGUAAUGCCAUGGAGUCUUGUACAUUUCUUUAAUUUUAUUGUAAAUACAGAGAACACCUCAGCACUGGUUUAAAAAAUGAAAUAACUUGUGCCAUGUUAAAGCUCUAAAGGUGUAUAGUUACACAAAUAUGUGGAAAAAAGAUGGCAUCAUAAUCAUGUUAAAUAAAUAAAAGGUCAGUUUUGUUUUUUAAA